AUGGGAACAAUCAGGUUUAUAUCUAUAAUCUCUUUUCUUAGUGAUAUGAUGAUUUGGUGCAUUGAUGGACCUGGUAAAGAAGCCAAGGAUAAUCUUAAGGCUCCUCUAUUGACAAGUGAUAAUAAGCCCAAUGAUUUUAAGGCAUCACCUAUUCCAUGUAGUGAAAGUACCGUUAGAAUGUCUCGUUUCAAGGAUAUGAUGAACAGAAUAAGGAUUAUGGAAGAUGGAUCUGUGCAACACGUCAACUUCCAGAGAGAUGUUGUGUGUACCCCAGACGGCUCAAAAACCAUCCUCGAGCUCCUUCUCUCGCGCUGUGCAACAAUGGGCAACGAGCCCUUCCUCGGCACAAUCGUCGGCAACAAGGUCAAGUACAAGACUGCAAACGACAUCCGCAGAGAGGCAGAGGGCCUUGCCUCGUUCCUGGCACAGACCACAAGCCCCGGAGACAUGGUGGGCAUCUACUCUGUCAACAGAUACGAGUGGAUAGUUGCCGAGAUGGCAACUUACAUGUGCGGAUGCACCAAUGUCCCCCUGUACUCCAUGUUCUCGCCCGAGAACGUCCAGAUGAUUCUGAAGGAGACGGGGAUGAAGGUGUGUGUUGCGUCUCGGGAAAAGGCCGAGCAGCUGGUUGAGACUGUGCUGGAGGGCAGGGAGACGAUGCUCGAGCACAUUGUGCUGAUGGACAAGGCGCCCGAGCUGGUGGCGAGGCUUGAGAAUGCCGGGCUGCGGGGACAUUACCUCAAGGAAGUGAUUUCUCAUCGGGGAGGGAUAACCAAGGAAAGGUACUCGAAGGGGGAGGAUCUUGCAACGAUAUGCUAUACAAGCGGGACAUCUGGGUGUCCCAAGGGGGUGAUGCUGACACACCGGAACUUUAUCUCUGGGGUUUCUGGGAUAUUCCGUGGGUCUCGGAAGGAAGAGAUGGUGUCUCUUGACAAGGAGGAUGUGUAUCUGUCGUACCUGCCGCUAGCACAUGUGAUGGAGAGGAUAUGUGUCAACAUCUCGAUGGCAUAUGGGUGCAAGAUAGUGUUCUACAGGGGGAACAUGAAGGAGAUCAAGGAGGACUAUCUUGUGGCGAAGCCGACAUUUAUUAUUUCUGUGCCGCGGGUGCUGAAUCUGUUCAAGGACAAGAUUGAGGAGAAGGUGAGGCAGAAGAACUUUGUGCUGCGAUGGAUUUUCCGGGGGGCCCUCCGGUACAAGAUGUGGAGAGUGGGGCGAGGAGAGCUGAAGAGCAAGUUUGCAGACUGGCUUGUGUUCAACAGGAUUGCAAAGGAGUUUGGAGGGCGGAUUUCGCGGAUUCUGUGUGGGUCUGCACCUCUUCGGAAGGAAGUUCUGGUGUACAUGCAGGCUGUGCUCUCGUGCCGGAUUAUCCAAGGAUAUGGGCAGACGGAGAAUGUAGGGUCGGGGAUUGUGCAGCCGCUGGACACGAACCUGUACGACAAUGUUGGGAUUCCCUUUCCGUCGAACGAGGUGAAGCUUGGAGAGAUACCAGCGGAGCUUGGGAGCGAGUAUGGGCGCCGGUAUCCUGGAAGGAAGUUUGGAGAGAUUCUGUUGCGCGGGGACAAUGUGACGCAGGGGUACUUCAAGAGGCCUGAGGAGACGGCGGAGCUGUUUACUAAGGACGGGUGGCUCCGGACGGGGGACAUUGGGAUGUUUGAUGUGUCGACGGGGAUGUUUUCUGUGAUUGGGCGUCUGAAGGAUGGAUUCAAGACUGCACAGGGGGAGUACAUUGACCCUGAGAAGCUUGAGACGCUGUACAUUGACGGAGACAUUAUACAGGAUGUGUUUAUUCCACGGAGGUCUGAGAGCGAGAGGAUAAUUGCGAUUGUUGUGUGUCCUGACGAGAAGAAGAGUGAGAAGGAGAUUAUGGAGCACCUGCGGGAGGUUGGAGAGAAGCUGGUGAAGCAGAGGAGGAUCACGAGGCUUGAGAUUCCGUCGAAGGUUAUUGUGCUGCGGCGUGGGUUUGAGAGUUUUGAGGGCGCGGAUCUGCUUACGCCGACAGCGAAGAAGAAAAGGGCGCUUGUGGAGAAGUACUUUGCAGAGGAGAUUGACAAGACUCUUGGGAUUAAAUAA
Molecule: messenger RNA, 2070 nt
Organism: Encephalitozoon intestinalis ATCC 50506
Lineage: Eukaryota; Fungi; Microsporidia; Unikaryonidae
Product: long chain fatty acid CoA ligase
Exons: 1
Coding region: 1-2070 (689 amino acids)
Cellular component (GO): endoplasmic reticulum; membrane
Molecular function (GO): long-chain fatty acid-CoA ligase activity
Source: RefSeq, a predicted model, not a curated record